CACACCUUCAACCCUGGGCCAAAUAUAUUCGUUAGCCAACACUAAAACCAUAUUUUUUUGUACGGGCGUAAUUAGAAAGCAGCUAAUAAACUUAAUUUCCACGUCCUAUCCACCACAACACUUAACACACUCGCCCGGUACCAAGCGCGGCCAAUAAGUUUCCCACCGGAAAAGCCGCGCGCAAUCCUCCCGACAAGCCCAGAAACUUAUAAAACUACGUCGCCAUUUAAACACGAAAUCGAAAACACAAACACACACCCAAAAGUACCCCGAGAGCUGAGAAAAACGCCAAAGAGCGAGCGAACCGUAGUGUGGUGUGGUUACGUCUAGGAAUAGUAUAUUAUUAGCGUUAUUAGUGGCCAAUAAAGCGGAGCCGAGAACCCUUGAUUUUCCACUGCACGCAGGAGACGACAACGACGACGUGUCCACCAUUUCGUUACUUUAUUAUACGGAGUAGUGACGAACAACUGUGAUCUCCAUAUCCCCCCUCCAUUAAGCAGAACCAUGGCCAAGACCUACGACUACCUGUUCAAGCUGCUGCUGAUAGGCGACUCUGGUGUGGGCAAGACCUGCAUCCUAUUCCGCUUCUCCGAGGACGCCUUCAACACGACGUUUAUAUCCACGAUAGGUAUCGAUUUUAAAAUUAGAACAAUUGAAUUAGAUAACAAAAAAAUAAAGCUGCAAAUAUGGGACACUGCCGGCCAGGAGCGUUUUCGCACAAUCACCACGGCCUACUACAGAGGUGCCAUGGGCAUCAUGCUGGUCUAUGACAUAACUCAGGAGAAGUCCUUCGAAAAUAUCAAGAACUGGAUCAGGAACAUUGAGGAGAACGCCUCCGCCGAUGUCGAGAAAAUGCUGCUGGGAAACAAGUGUGAACUGACCGAUAAGCGACAGGUUUCAAAGGAGCGAGGCGAACAAUUGGCUAUCGAGUAUGGCAUCAAGUUUAUGGAGACCUCCGCGAAAGCCAGCAUCAACGUGGAAGAAGCCUUCCUCACCCUCGCCAGUGAUAUCAAAGCGAAAACGGAAAAGCGAAUGGAGGCUAACAACCCACCCAAGGGCGGCCAUCAGCUGAAACCCAUGGACAGUCGGACGAAGGACAGUUGGCUGUCCAGAUGCAGUCUGCUUUGACGUGGCAACGUGCGCUCGGCACUGAUGCGGCAUGGUGGAAACAACGAUAGUGUAUGUGGUAGUAGUUUUCUUAAUUCCUGUUAGGUUCGGAAACCCUCCACACCGAGAUCGAACACAGUGUGGACAUCAAAGUCAACACGAACAUCAACAGCCAGCUGCCCCCCCUCAUAAUGGAACAAUAACACGUAAAUGCAUUAUGAAAGAGUUAUUAAAUAAAAGUAUAUGACGGCAGUGCGUACGAAAUAUGAAUAGGUAUAAAAUAAUAUAUUGAUAUAAAUAUAUACGUAUAUAACUCAAGUUUAAAUGAUCCAGCAAGAAAAGAAAAACAAAAGAUAAAAGUGUGAAAUGCAGCCAAUCCAACCCGCCCGCGUCUUUCUCGAAGAGGUUUUUUAGUAUUUACGGAGUUAUGAUUUUCUCUAGCAGCCAUGGUUGUUGUCGAUUUGUAAAUUAUUAAUUGUAAAAGGAAAAUAUAUAUGUAUAUGUACGCAUAUGAUUAGUUCCACCCAUCCUUGUUUGCUCAUUGCUCAUUGCAUAUGUGUAAUUUUUUGAUCAAUUUACGUUUAACGAGACCCUCCACCCUUUGCCAUUUUGUUAGGAAUAACGAGGAUGUCCAGACGCACAAUUACCCAACACAUAUGUACGCCUCGAAUUCUGUGUCCCCCUCCCCCCAAGAUCCAUACAGCCGAAAAUCUUAUUAAAACUAUAUCAUAUAUGUAUGUGGUAGUUUCGCACUGCUGAGGGUGCUUAUUAUAUUCUUAAUCUUCACACACAUUUCAUUUUAUAAGUUUGUACUGUAUUUAUUAUGUUUUUUUGUCGCACACCUAACGACUAUGUCCAAUAAUCAUAAUCGAUCAUUAUCGAAGAUUUGCGAACGAAACGAAAUUGAAAUUAAAUUAAAAAGAUAUAAAAAAAAACACAUACACAGCGCAGUAAAGUACAUAGUGUGAAAUUAAAUGAUAACUAAUUGCAUAUUUGAUAUUAAUUAAUUACUUGUAAUAUUAAUGAUUAAACGUAUACAAUUUUAUAAAAAUAAAUCAUGUGCAAAACAAA
This is a messenger RNA of Drosophila ananassae, 2178 nucleotides long. It is a transcript of the gene Rab8, whose product is annotated as ras-related protein Rab-8A. Gene Ontology annotation, biological process: protein secretion; Golgi vesicle fusion to target membrane; cellular response to insulin stimulus. The transcript is spliced from 5 exons. Gene Ontology annotation, molecular function: GTPase activity; GTP binding. The record is from RefSeq and is a predicted model, not a curated record. Lineage: Eukaryota; Metazoa; Arthropoda; Insecta; Diptera; Drosophilidae. Gene Ontology annotation, cellular component: trans-Golgi network transport vesicle; endosome; plasma membrane. Bases 505 to 1128 code for a protein of 207 amino acids.